AAGGGCAGAGAACCAGCAUUGGCAUCAACUUUCACUUUGACAACGGUUUGUUUUCUGCUAAGAAAAUGGCUUACCAGAGGUCCAUUUCUGUUGAUUUUGAAUUAUGUGGAAAUGUUCAAGGUGUUGCAAUGAAACCUUACACUUAUGUGGCAGCUAAUAAACUUGGAGUUGUUGGGAACAUGAUGAAUACAGAGAAGGGGACCAUCAGAGGAACACUACAGGGGAAUAGGAGUCAAGUGGAGAGCAUGAAAAAAUUCCUAGUUUCAAGUGGCAGCCCAUAUUCCUUCGUCACCAAAGCAAACUUCUACAAUGAACAUGAAGUUGUAAAUCGAGAGUUUUCCAAAUUCACCAUUGAUCCAACAGACUGGUAGACAACACGGACCACAGAAGCUGAUUUAGACUGCACAUACUGUUGUUUGGAGUGACAUUUUCACAAAUAGUCUUUCACAUUUUUUUUGUUAAUAUGUAUAUUUUUAUACUUUCAUUUUUAAAAUACCUUAAUCAGUAUUAUAUAUAUGUGACCAUAUUUAGGGCUUGUUUUCAUGUUUUGUAAAUACAUGCAUUUUGUUUGGUUUUCUGUUGGAAUGCAUUAUAAGUAUUUAUUUAUUUAUUUUAAAAAAAUCUUUCUGUCUUGUUAGUUU
Molecule: messenger RNA, 641 nt
Organism: Saccostrea echinata
Lineage: Eukaryota; Metazoa; Mollusca; Bivalvia; Ostreida; Ostreidae
Product: acylphosphatase-1-like
Exons: 4
Coding region: 66-371 (101 amino acids)
Molecular function (GO): acylphosphatase activity
Source: RefSeq, a predicted model, not a curated record